UCUCGCGUUGCUACUGCUGAGUGCGCGGAGUGACCAGGUCUGCUCGACGCAGCCAUGGCCGGCGCCACGAAGCUGCAGCUGCAGGAGAGGGUCCCGCUCCCCCGCACGGCGUGGAAGCUGGCCGACCUCACCGUGCUCUCCCUGCUCCUCGCCCUCCUCGCCCGCCGUGCGGCCUCGGUGCUGGCGGUGGCCAGCGGCGGCGGCGGCGCGGCGCCGCCGUCGUGCACGUGGUGCUGGCUCGCCGCGCUCGUCUGCGAGGCGUGGUUCACCGUCGUGUGGCUCCUCAACGUGAACUGCAAGUGGAACCCCGUCCGGUUCGACACCCACCCCGAACGCCUCGCCGGAAGGACCGAGGAGGAGCUGCCGGCGGUCGACAUGUUCGUGACGACGGCAGACCCGAGGCUGGAGCCGCCGGCGGUGACGGUGAACACGGUCCUGUCGCUGCUCGCGCUGGACUACCCGGCGGGCAAGCUGGCGUGCUACGUCUCCGACGACGGGUGCUCCCCGGUGACGUGCUUCGCUCUGCGCGAGGCCGCCGAGUUCGCCAGGCUCUGGGUGCCGUUCUGCAGGAAGCACGGCGUCGGCGUCAGGGCCCCCUUCGUCUACUUCUCCUCCUCCUCCUCCGGCGGCCCACCAGAGCGCGGCGGCGGCGGCGCGGCCGACGACAAGUUCCAGCGCGACUGGACGGCCAUGAAGAGCGAGUACGAGAAGCUGGCCAGCCGGAUCGAGAACGCCGACGAGGAAUCUCUACUCCGGCGAGGCGACGGCGAGUUCGCCGAGUUCGUGGGUGCUGACCGCAGGGACCAUCCGACUAUAAUCAAGGUCCUGUGGGACAACGGCAAGGCAGGGGACGGCCACGGAAUACCAAGCCUCAUCUACAUCUCCCGGGAGAAGGGCCCCAGGCACCCCCACCACUUCAAGGCCGGGGCCAUGAACGUCCUGACGAGGGUGUCCGCCGUGGUGACCAACGCGCCCAUCAUGCUGAACAUGGACUGCGACAUGUUCGCCAACAACCCGCAGGUUGCCCUCCACGCUAUGUGCCUCCUCCUCGGCUUCGACGACGAGCUCCAAAGCGGCUUCGUGCAGGCGCCGCAGAAGUUCUACGGCACCCUCAAGGACGACCCCUUCGGCAACCAGAUGGAGGUUCUCUUUGAGAAGAUUGGAUUCGGGAUCGCUGGGCUUCAGGGUAUGUUUUACGGUGGGACGGGUUGCUUUCACCGCAGGAAAGUCAUCUACGGCGUGCCACCGGAGUCCACCGCGGAUGUCCAACCAACAAGGAUGAGAGGCUCACCAUCUUACAAGGAGCUGCAGAAGAUGUUCGGCAGCUCAAGAGAACUGAUCGAAUCGGCGAGGAGCGCCAUUUCCGGAGAGUUAUUCGCCGCAGCGCCGAUGGUUGACCUAGCGAGCCGCAUCGAUGUGGCGAAAGAAGUUUCUGCCUGCAGCUACGAGGCUGGCACAUGUUGGGGCCAGGAGGUUGGCUGGGUCUACGGGUCGAUGACGGAGGACAUCCUGACGGGGCAGAGGAUCCACGCUGCCGGCUGGAGAUCGGCGUUCCUGACCACCGAUCCACCAGCGUUCCUCGGCGGCGCACCGACCGGAGGACCGGCCAGCCUUACGCAGUACAAGAGAUGGGCGACGGGCCUGCUGGAGAUCAUCCUCAGCCGGAACAACCCGAUCCUUGCCUGUACCUCCAAGCAUCUCGAGUUCCGGCAAUGCCUCGCUUACCUAGUCUUCUACGUGUGGCCGGUCAGGGCGCCUUUCGAGCUAUGCUACGCACUGCUGGGACCUUACUGCCUCCUCGCAAACAAAUCCUUCUUGCCGAAGGCAUCAGAGCCAUGGUUCGUCAUCCCAUUGGCCCUGUUCCUGACCCAGAACGUGCACAGCGUCGCGGAGUACAUGGAGUGCCGGCAGUCGGCGCGCGCCUGGUGGAACAACCACAGGAUGCAGCGGAUCGUGUCGUCCUCCGCCUGGCUGCUCGCGUUCCUCACCGUGGUGCUCAAGACCAUGGGCCUCUCCGAGACGGUGUUCGAGGUCACCCGCAAGGAGCAGGGCGGCGCGGCCGACGGCGGUGACGCCGCCGGCGCCGACCCGGGGAGGUUCACCUUCGACUCGUCGCCGGUGUUCGUCCCGCCGACGGCGCUCACGAUCCUGACCCUCGUCGCGAUCGCCGUCGGGGCGUGGAGGGUGGUCGCCGGCGCCGCGGCCGCGGGAGGCGUGCCGCCAGCCGGUGGUGGCCCCGGCGUAGGGGAGUUCGUGUGCUGCGGCUGGCUGGCACUCUGCUUCUGGCCGUUCGUGCGGGGGCUCGCCGGCAAGGGGAGCUACGGCAUCCCCUGGAGCGUCAAGAUCAAGGCUGUUCUGCUCGUUGCCGCGUUCGUGCACUUCUGCACGAGGAACUAAUUUCCGCGGCGUCAAAACAAUGCAGAAACUAGUGCCAUCAUUUGGGAUCCAUGUCUGCAUUUCCAUCUAUCUAUUAAGCACAACAACAAGUUUCACCUGCUCUGCUGCUCAGAUUGUACGUUUGCAGUUUGUACAUAUAAUUCUUGCAGAAGAAUCUGAGUUCGGAUACUCCUGAGUAAUAAACAGAGAUUAGUUACUUUAUGGGUAA
This is a messenger RNA of Setaria italica (foxtail millet), 2605 nucleotides long. RefSeq names its product cellulose synthase-like protein H1. Gene Ontology annotation, cellular component: plasma membrane; trans-Golgi network. NCBI's taxonomy places the organism in Eukaryota, Viridiplantae, Streptophyta, Magnoliopsida, Poales, Poaceae. Gene Ontology annotation, molecular function: cellulose synthase (UDP-forming) activity; mannan synthase activity. The transcript has 9 exons. The coding region runs from base 55 to 2397 and encodes 780 amino acids. The record is from RefSeq and is a predicted model, not a curated record. Gene Ontology annotation, biological process: plant-type primary cell wall biogenesis; cellulose biosynthetic process.